AUGGAAAAGGUGAAUAAGAUGUCUACUAUUGUAAAAAUAGGCGGUGAUUGUGACGAACAUGUCGACUGGGAGGAUUUUGUGCUCAUCUAAGAUUAGAUCACGACAUCAUUUAAUGAAAGAAAACUAAAAUCAAAUUUCUACUUAAGUAAAACCAACAAAUUUGAUUUAACAUUGAAUAAUGAUGUGAAGCUAAGGAAAGAUAAUUCAGUUAAAACACUUAAGCAUGUCCUCAUUAAGAAUAAUUCAACACCUCAAGGGAUCAAAAGUAAAGGCUAGAAAUUUUUUGACAAGUCAUCAACUAUGAUCAAAUAGGAAAACGAUUAAUGCUAUCACAGGAAGGUCAGUAACUCAGGAGUGGCAGGAAGUAACGAGCUUUAUUUAACGAUUCCAUUAUCAAAGCAACUUGCACAGACUCUAAAUGAUAAGCCUAACAAUCAGAAACAUCUGGUAACUGUAAUGAAUUAGUAAUCAAAUGAUAAUUCACUUCAGAGAACUGGACUGAUUGAUCAACUUGGAGAAAGCUUUAGUGACAAUCGAAGCAGUGGUGGAUUGAUGCAAACAAUUAAAGUAGAGCCUCUUAAUUUAUUAAUACUAGAUGAAACUCCGAGAGACUUAUACACGUCUCCUGAGGAUGGUGGAAAUGAUCCUUAAGUUUGGUCCAGCAGCAAGCUUUUACUGCCUAGAAGUUAUAUGAACCCGAGGGUAUUAUCAGAAAACCUAGUAGGCGACGCUCCUCCUCCAACAUAUCUAACUUACCAUCAAUUAAGGCCUGAAUUUUCUGGUAAAAAGGAUGAUAUAUUGCAUGGUUUACUAAUUUAAGAGAAGAAUGGAUUAAAAUGCGUUGAUGAAAAAAUAUUAGAAAAGCAGAAAGGAGUGGUCAAGAGUGUAAUCUCCCAAGCGGCGUCUAAUGUUUGGUCUGGUUAAAGUGUUAUUGCUAUAUCGUUACCAGUGAGGAUAUUUGAACCAAGGAGUCUUUUGGAGAGGAUAACCGAUUGGUAUGGAUUUGCACCCAUUUUUCUUAAAUAAGCUGGUCGCACAGAGGACCAUCUUGAAAGGAUGAAGUUGACUAUUUCCUAUGCAAUAUCAGGAUUAUACUGUGCAGUAAAGCAAUAGAAACCUUUCAACCCUUUAUUAGGAGAGACAUACGAAGCAUCAUUUACUGAUGGGACUCGUGUCUAUUGUGAACACACUAGCCAUCACCCACCCAUUGCAAAUUUUCUGAUAGAGGACGUUAACAAAACUUAUCAGAUUGACGGUUUUUACGAAUUUAAGGCUAAAAUUAGUGGAAAUACAUUAGUAAUGAAAAAUGAUGGUCCUAAUAACAUUUCAUUCAGCGAUGGUCAAAAGAUAACCUAUCACUUUCCUACUAUCAAGUUAGGGGGGAUGCUGUUCGGGGAUAGAGUUCUUAACAUUGAUGGACAAAUGACUUUUGAAGACAGAAGAAAUGGCUUAAAGGCAGUCAUUAUUUUCCAACAUAAGAGAUAUGACAAAUUUGUUGGAAAAAUUUACGAUUAUGACCCUGAAUAGAAUCUCUAGAAAAAGGAGCCAUCCAAGCUUAGUGAGAUUAAGGAUAUUAAAAGAGAAAUAUGUUAGAUAAAUGGUUCUAUUUUAGAAAGUUUAUUGAUCGAUAACAAAGAGUACUGGAAUAUUGACUAGAUGGAACCAAUGAAGGCAUUCCCUGUUCCGAAUCCAUUACCCUCAGAUGCUAGAUACAGAGAAGAUCUGAUAUGGCUCAAGAAAGAGAAUGAAAAUUAUGCACAAACAUGGAAGACAAGAUUAGAAAUCUAAUAGAGACACGAAAGAAAAUUAAGAUAAGAUGCAUAAAAAGCUCUUUCUAAAAAAUAGAGCAAGUAGUGA
Messenger RNA from Stylonychia lemnae, 1857 nucleotides. Lineage: Eukaryota; Ciliophora; Spirotrichea; Sporadotrichida; Oxytrichidae. The record is from the annotation of a GenBank genome assembly.